Molecule: messenger RNA, 1650 nt
Organism: Sporothrix schenckii 1099-18
Lineage: Eukaryota; Fungi; Ascomycota; Sordariomycetes; Ophiostomatales; Ophiostomataceae
Exons: 2
Coding region: 1-1650 (549 amino acids)
Cellular component (GO): cytoplasm
Molecular function (GO): hydrolase activity, acting on ester bonds
Source: RefSeq, a predicted model, not a curated record
AUGUCGACUAGACGAGCGGCGACGGCGCUGGCGCUCGGUGUUGUUAGCAUCAUAACCACGUUGGUGGUGUUUUUAUCGACAAACACAGUACCACCUUUGCGCCAAGUCAUCAAGAGAGACGUGAGGGCGCCUCGUGACCCGGCUGCACCGCUCCAGUUUUGCAGCGAUGGGUCGUUCCAGAUCGCCAUCUUUGAAGACCUCCACUUUGGAGAGAACGCCUGGACACAUUGGGGCCCGCAGCAGGACCUCAAUACGGUCCGGGUCAUGGAAGCCGUGCUCGACGCCGAGCGGCCCGACCUUGUCGUGCUGAACGGCGACCUCAUCACGGGCGAGAAUGCGUUCCGUGAAAACAGCACCGUCUACGUCGACCAGAUCGUUGCGCCCAUGGUCCACCGCGCCGUGCCGUGGGCCUCUACAUAUGGCAACCACGACAGCGACUUCAAUCUGUCGCGGGCCGACUUGCUCGCACGGGAACAGCAGCUGCAGCCGAGGGGACUCGCUCGUACAGCCAACAUGCUGUCAAACCCCGGGCCAGGGGAUGUGCGCCGCGCAGGUGUGACCAACUACUACCUCCCCGUGUACGGAUCUGAUUGUGCGCCCGGCAACGGCGAGGACAUGGCCAACCAUUGUGUGCCUCGGCUGGUCCUAUGGUUCUUUGACAGCCGUGGAGGGUUCCUCUACCAGCAAAAGGACAGGACGACGGGCCAGCGCGUUGGACAGGAGAACUGGGUGGACAACAGUGUUGUCGCUUGGUUCGAACAGACGCAGGCAGAGCUAGAAACCAAGUACAGGGCCGUGAUUCCUGCUCUCGCCUUCGUCCACAUCCCACCCAAUGUCGCGUAUGCCCUACAGAUGAACACCGCCCCGGGCAGCAAGGGCCAGAACGGUAGUGGCGACAGCGUUGAUCCACACCGACAACCGGGCAUCAAUGACGACAAGCCACUAGCACAGCAGGCUGAGGGCUGGUGCCCAGAUGGAGCCCAGUCUGGCUGUGCUUAUGGCGGGCAGGACGAGUCAUUUAUGCGUGCCAUUGCGGCCGCCGGCAACGGCACAGGCAUCGUGGCACUGUUUGUCGGCCAUGACCAUGGUGACACCUGGUGUCAUACCUGGGCUGCGGGUGAUACGCUGCCUGGUGUCGACAUCCCGGGCACUGGCGUUCAUAUUUGCUUUGGGCAGCACACGGGCUACGGCGGAUACGGCACCUGGACGCGCGGAGGACGGCAGGUCCGUGUCACGGAGGAGAGCUUGAGGCAGGCGGGUUUGGCCGCAUCGUCACGAACCAACCACCGGCCAGCUGUGGAUACUUGGAUUCGCCUGGAAACGGGCGAUGUCGUCGGCAACGUGUCUCUCAACGCUACAUAUGGGCGUGAUGUGUACCCUUCGACGCCCAACACGCACACGCACUGUCCGACGUGCGACACUAUUGACGCAUCGGAAACAGAAUUGAUACGCAAACGACCAUCUGUCUGGACUGGGGGUUCGCGAUGGGGGUCUGUAUCAGGGUCGGCUUCGAAGUCAGGCUCGGCGGGAAAAGUAGGAGUGGUCGUCGAAGCUGUCGUGCCCGCAGCAGCGGAUGAUAUCCAUCCACCAAAGCUUCACGUGCAACAGACACAGCACAAGCACCGAGGCUGGCGGCGGUAUGUGCGCUGA